Messenger RNA from Nannospalax galili (Upper Galilee mountains blind mole rat), 1044 nucleotides. RefSeq names its product phosphoribosyl pyrophosphate synthetase 1 like 1 (gene Prps1l1). Gene Ontology annotation, cellular component: ribose phosphate diphosphokinase complex; cytoplasm. Gene Ontology annotation, biological process: 5-phosphoribose 1-diphosphate biosynthetic process; purine nucleotide biosynthetic process. NCBI's taxonomy places the organism in Eukaryota, Metazoa, Chordata, Mammalia, Rodentia, Spalacidae. The record is from RefSeq and is a predicted model, not a curated record. Gene Ontology annotation, molecular function: ribose phosphate diphosphokinase activity; ATP binding; magnesium ion binding.
AUGGCCAUUGUGAAGCAGAAGAAACCCCUCACCCCCAGUCCACAGCAGGAUAACAGUAAGCACAGCAGAGGCAAGAUGGAAAUGCCUGGACAAGUUGUUCCUGGGACCAUUUUGAUCAAAAUACGGAGCAUCAAAACCUUCAACGGCAGUUCCCAGCAGGACUUAUCCCAAUUCACCAACUGCCUGGGCCUGGAGCUAGGCAAGGUGGUGACCAAGAAAUUCAGCAACUAGGAGACCUGCAUGAAAAUGGGUGAGAGUGUGCGCAGAAAGGGUAUGUACACAGUUCAGAGCGGUUGUGGGAGAUCAGUGAUGGUUUAACGGAGUGUCUGUCUGAUCAUGAUUAAUGCCUGCAAGAUCACUUCAGCCAGCCAGGUUACCGUAGUCAUCCUGUGCUUCCAGGAAGACAAGAGCAGGGAGCCCAUCUCUGCGGAGCUUGUUGCAAAUAUGCUGUCUAUAGCAGGUGCAGAUUACAUCAUCACCACGGACCUACAUGCUUCUCAGAUCCAGACCUUUUUUGAUAUUCCAGUAGACAUUUUAUAUGCAGAGCCGGCUGUCCUGAUAUGAAUACGAGAGACUGUUUCUGAAUUGAGAAACUGCACCAGUGUCUCACCAGAUGCUGGUGGAGCCAAGAGAGUCACUUCCAUUGCAGAUCAUUUGAAUGUGGAUUUUGCCUUGAUUCACAGGCAAUGGAUAAAGGUCAAUGACCUGGACCACAUGGUGUUAGUGGAUGAUGUGAAGGAUCAAGUGGCUAUCCUUGUGAAUGACAUGACUGAUAAACGUAGUACAAUCUCCCAUGCAAGUGACAAACUUUUCUCAGUCGGAGCCACAAGAGUGUCCUUUUUGGCUCAUGAAAUCUUUUCUGGCCCAGUCAUUGCUCAAUGUGCAUGCCUUGAAGCAAUUGUAGUCACUAAUACCCUGCCUCAGAAGGUCAAGAUGAAGCAUUGCUCCAAAAUCCUGGUGAGCUCUAAGAUUCUUUCAGAAGUCAUCUGGAGAACUCACAAUAGGGAAUCUGUUUCCGAUCUGUUCAGCCAUGUUCCUUUGUAA